AUGACAACUUCUUCGUCUGUCGUCAUUUCUUUGGCUCUUGUUUCAUUCCUCUGUCAUCUUGUCAUUCUCACCGCUGAAAUUCACGAAUGUUUCACUGACAAUGGUUACUACUCAAAGACAUCUCCCUACCGCACGAACCUCAAUGUCCUUCUUUCUAAUCUCACUUCGGCCACAGACGACGUCGAUGACUUUAGUUUCUACAAUGCUUCUCAGGGCAAAGAUCCCUACACGGUUCAUGCACUUGGGUACUGCAGAGGAGAUGUGAAUCCAGAUUCUUGCCAGAGUUGCCUCAACAAUGCCGCGAAGCUUCUCCCAAAUCUAUGUCUAAACCAGAGGAAGGCAGUUUUGUACGAUGAACUUUGCAUUUUACGAUAUUCAAGUCGUUCAAUGGUUGGGAUAUACGAGAAUCCUGAGUUCUCCUUCUGCAUGGCGAACCCAAAUAAUGACCCGGAUCCAGACAUGUACCACGGUCCGCUUGAUGGUUUUUUGAAAAGUCUAGGAAACACUACUUCAGCUGUUGAGUCUCAGCGUAAGUACGCUGCGGGAAACAUGAGAACUCGACUUUCAACUAUUUAUGGUCUUGUUCAGUGCACGCCAUAUUUGUCCAGACAAGAUUGCACAGACUGCUUGUCGAAAGCUGUGUCGGAAAUCCCAGAUUGUUCGGAGAACAAGACUGGUGGAAGGAUUAUCAAACUGAGCUGCUUUCUUAGAUAUGAACAUUACGCCUUCUAUGAUAGUUACUGGUCUUCCACGCGUCUAAAUUCACUCCUCCAUGUAACAGCUGGUUACCACGCGUCUAGCUCAUUUCAUUCGGUGACCAGAGAAAAGAGAGAUAGAGAGCGCGAGCGAGAGAGAGAGGAAGCACGAGAGGAAGAAGUCGGCGACGGAGAGGAGGCUGAGUUGAAUCUGGUGAUCGGAGGUGGUAUCCAGUGCAUGCAAACCGAUCAAACAUUCCAGAUUGCAUGUGCUGUUGCUCUGGUUUGUAGGUACCGAGACAGGGGCUGUUAUCUUCUUGAAGCCGCUGGUUUAGUUUUGGGAUAA
Messenger RNA from Neltuma alba, 1041 nucleotides. RefSeq names its product cysteine-rich repeat secretory protein 38-like. The record is from RefSeq and is a predicted model, not a curated record. NCBI's taxonomy places the organism in Eukaryota, Viridiplantae, Streptophyta, Magnoliopsida, Fabales, Fabaceae. The coding region runs from base 1 to 1041 and encodes 346 amino acids. The transcript has 3 exons.